AUGACGGAAGUGCAUAAGAAGUUGGAUCACGGAGAUGAACAUCAACCGAUUGGUCGAGGAAUCACUCAGAUUAAAGAUGCUAGAGCAAAGGUUGAAGAAGUCGAUAACGGGUUAACAUCUGUUAACGACGAUUUGCAGAAAUGGAGGGAGGCGGCGAACAUUGUGCUUAAUAUAGCGGUGAACAGAGCAAAGGAUGUGCAUAAAGCAUUGGAUCCUACGAAAGGAGAUGCGAACCAUCCUAUUGGUCAAAAACUUAAUGAAAUUGAUACUGCUAAUAAUGAAAUUAAAAGCGCAAAUGAGAAGCUUAAAACACAAGUUGAGGCUUUGCACAAGUGGAUUGAAACUGCAGAAAAUAUCCGCACCGCCGCUGAAGCAAGGGCCAAGGAAGCCUAUGACAAGCUGGACGUUCAUCAGGAGCUGAGCAAGAAUGUUAAGAGGAUUGUGGAUGCUAAAGACAGGAUUAACGAAGUGCAUAGAGCAGUUGAAACGCAAGUUGAGGAGUUGGGACGGUGGAAAGAUAAGGCUGAAGAGGUGAUUGGCGGGGCGGUUGAAAAGGCGCAGUACGUUCAUGAUAGGUUAGAUAUAGGUGGUAAAGGGACGCAGUUGAAUAGACAAAUAGAGGGAAUUGAACAGGCAAAUACGUCGAUUCAAAAUGCAAAUAAAACGCUCGAAGAACAUGUUGCCAAUCUGGGUAAGUGGCAGACUGCAGCCAGGGAUGUCAUUGACAAGGCCGACGAUAAGUGUGAUGAGAUACUCAAGAGGGUUAAGACAGAUCCCAGCAGCAAGAAGGAUUCAAUUUAUAAGCAAUCUGCAUUGUUGAGAGAUAGAGGCACAAAGCUUUUGCAAGCUGCUACUGACGCUAAGCAUAAAGUUGAGUCCAAGGUGAAGGAUGCUUUGGACGCUGUGGAGGCCAUGGACUCCGAUCUCAAGAAGGAUUUGUUUGAAGUGAAGAAAAAAAUUAAGGAGGGGAUAAACAAAGUGAUUAGUGAGUUGAAGGUUGGUGAGUUGGGUGAGGCAGUGCAGAAGGAUUUGAAGCAGUUGAGGGAUAGGAUUGAGGGGCUUGGUAAAGGUCUGACAGACACCAACGAAGAUAAUCCGAUGGUCGGCAGUCACAUAAAAAUUCUUAAAAGUCAUAAGGAUACGCUGGGCGGUGCUGUUAACAACAUUAAGACUGAAACGGAGAAGAAGCUAGUUGACAGCUUUAAUGAGAAUAUCAGGGGUCCUCUUAACAAAGGGGUAGAAAAAGUCACAGAAGAAAUUGGGAAACUUUACGAAAAAUUUUACCCCCAAAACGGCAGCGUAUCGGAGGCGGACAGAAAGCAUCUUCAAAAGAUUUUUGAGCAUAUUAAAAAGCAAGUUUCGGUGAUUAAGGGGACUGGUGAGAAGAAUCACGAAAGUGGCAUUGAUGGCAUUGUCGCGAACGUAAGAGGUCUUUAUGACGCAUUUGUUGAGGGCAACGGCAAAGGGGUUGAGGCAAGAGUAGAUGGAUGGCUUGGAAGUAUUUUGGGGAUCAAUCAGAAUCAACGAGGGACGCAGACUGAUGGGAUGAAGGCUGUGACAUCGUGGAUUAACGUGUAUCGACAGGCAACUAAUGAGCGUGACAACGCUUUGAAAGCCGUCAAGGAUCAAAUAAAGGAAGCACUUGGAAAUCAGAUUAGAACCGGCCAGGCUAGAAUAUCAUCCGGAGACGUAAAGGAUAACAUUGUGCAAAAUCUUACGAAGGUCAAAGAGGCUUGCCAAGCAUUUGUUGAGGCGCUUGAUGCCUUGACU
Babesia bigemina is the source of this 1770-nucleotide messenger RNA. RefSeq lists its product as hypothetical. The transcript has a single exon. The record is from RefSeq and is a predicted model, not a curated record. NCBI's taxonomy places the organism in Eukaryota, Apicomplexa, Aconoidasida, Piroplasmida, Babesiidae. The annotation marks the transcript as partial.